GCAUCACACAAUAUCCUGCAGAUAGAUAUUCAUGAUACCGCAGCAGCAUCGAUCCUCAAUUGCGCCCAUACGACCAUCCGCUUAUUGAGCAGGAAUAACAGCCACCAGGACACUCUUUAAACUCGUCUCUUGUGCCGCCGUUCUAUACCAACUGUCAUCGAAAGUGAAGAAGCGAAUCUUCCAGCGCAUGAACACAACCCCUUCGACGAGACAGCAAUCUCUUUUCCGGAUUCACUCGCCUGGCAUGUCUUCUCAUCACUCUUCUAUUCAGGACCGCACUCCUGAAUUCCGCUCCAUCCUCGCACAGGCACAGAAAUCACUCGCGCGACAGCGGAAACCAGGAUCCGCGCAAGCACAGCCUCUGCUAUCCUUACCAAACGGUACUAGCACACCUCCGACGCGAAAACAACGAAGCGAAUUUGCGCGCAAUGCAGCUGCCAUCGGACGUGGUAUCAGCGCGACAGUCGGCAAGCUACAACGGCUAGGAGAGCUCGCAAAGCGCAAAACACUUUUCGACGACCGGCCGGUCGAAAUUGCGGAAUUGACUUUCGUCAUCAAGCAAGACCUUGCAGGACUGAACCAACAAAUUGGUGCGCUACAGCAAUUACAAAAGACGGUCAGUGGCGGCGCGAAUCCGAAAUCCACCACGGGCGCCGAUCAGGAAGGGGAGCACAACAAAAAUGUCGUGGUAUUAUUACAAGGCCGGCUCGCGGAUGUCGGCGUGAACUUCAAAGAGGUCCUCGAAGUGCGCACAAAGAACAUCCAGGCGAGCCGAAGUCGACAAGAUAAUUUCGUCAGCGCAGUCUCCCAGCAACAACACAAUGGCAUCGCCGGCGCAGCACAUCUGAGCGCCUCCGCGCGAAGCGACUCUCCCUUGUACCAAACCACCACGCGAAACGGUCGUAACAGUCCCAAACCACCAGGCCAUUCCUCCGACCUCCUCACCCUCGAACCGACCACAUCAUCGGCGCUCUACGGCGGCGGCAGCAGCGCGCAACAACAACAGCAGCUCCAACUUCUCGAAGAGGGUGCAACGAGCAACAGCUAUAUCAACCAGCGAGGCGAAGCGAUUGAAGCGAUUGAGCGGACAAUCAACGAGCUUGGUGGGAUUUUCGGACAACUCGCGCAGAUGGUAUCAGAGCAGGCAGAGCAGAUCCAGCGAAUCGACGCAAAUACAGAUGAUGUGGUGGACAACGUGGAAGGCGCACAGAGGGAGCUAUUACGAUAUUGGAGCCGAGUACAGGGCAAUCGCUGGCUGAUUGCGCAGAUGUUUGGAGUCUUGAUGGUGUUCUUUUUGAUUUGGGUCUUCGUGGCGGCAUGAGGUGGGGAAAUUUUCAUCUCUGCCUUUUCGGUGUUGGUUUCCUUUGUACUUUGGACUAGUAUUGCAUGGUGGAUGGAGAUGAUCUGAACGCUGCAAGACGGCGAUGAUUAUCUUAACAUUCUGCUGUCUUUUUUGGCACGUGUGAUCAACUGUUUUGCGCGUUCACAUCCGAGUCAUGGCAUAUGGCGGGUUCCUAGAGACGAUGCGAUUGCAUUUUUUUAUUUUUCUUCUACAUAGAAUAUUCUAAUUUCUGGGAGACGCUCCCAUGUAUAUGACAAUCAACAAGGCCACAAUCUAUACACGAAA
Molecule: messenger RNA, 1627 nt
Organism: Dissoconium aciculare CBS 342.82
Lineage: Eukaryota; Fungi; Ascomycota; Dothideomycetes; Mycosphaerellales; Dissoconiaceae
Product: t-SNARE
Exons: 1
Coding region: 245-1321 (358 amino acids)
Biological process (GO): endoplasmic reticulum to Golgi vesicle-mediated transport; intracellular protein transport; vesicle fusion
Cellular component (GO): Golgi membrane; SNARE complex; endomembrane system
Molecular function (GO): SNARE binding; SNAP receptor activity
Source: RefSeq, a predicted model, not a curated record